CAGAGAGUUGCAAGAAUGGGAGCUGUAGUUGAUUUCACCUCUCGUGUGGGAAAAGAACAGAGAAUAGCUAUGGAUUUGGCUAUCCAAGACCUUCUUCACUCGAACUGCCUUACAGUAAAUUUAGACCUCAGAGAUUCACAGGGAAGUACAGCUAAAUCAACUGCUGCUGCAAUCAAUCUUCUGAAUGGCAAACAAGUUGAAGCCAUCAUUGGAACACUGACAAUGCAAGAAGCAGCUCUUGUCUCUGAGAUUGAAAAUCAAACCGCAAACUUCACCAUUUUAUCACUUGCUUCACCUGCCAUAAACCCACCAUCAGCCUCACUUCAAAUGCCAAAUUUUCUCCAAGUUGCAAAUGACAUUGUUAUCCAUAUGCAAUGCUUGGCAGCCUUAGUCGGUCAUUUUCAAUGGAGAAAGGUGACUGCAAUUUAUGAACAAAAGAGUGAUUUUUCCUACAAUUCUGGAAUGAUAACCCUCCUCUCCGAUUCACUUAAAUUAGUCAACUCAGAGAUUGAGCACCACCAAGCUUUCCCAACCCUCUCUUCUCUCUCUGAUCCAGAUUCCUUUUUCGAUGAAGAGCUGAAGAAGUUGAGGAACAAAAGCAACAGGGUUUUCAUACUUACCCAGUUCUCUUUAAAUUCAGCUAUUUUUCUCUUUGGAAAGGCAAAGGAAACGGGGAUGAUGGGCAAAGGCUAUGUAUGGAUUGUCACAGAUGAGAUUGCAAGUCUUCUUGACUCUGUUGAUUCUUCUAUCAAGUACAAUAUGCAAGGUGUUAUUGGUAUUAAAACCAACUUCAUAGAAAUAAAUACAACCAACAAUUUCGCGAAAUUCAAAACAAGAUUUCGCAGACUAUAUGGACUGCAAUACCCUGAAGAAGAAGAAAACUCUAGCCCUAGCAUCUUUGCUCUUCGAACGUAUGACGCAAUGCAGGCCAUGGCCCUAGCCAUGAAAUAUGCUACCUCAAAACAUUUGUCUCAAGAAAUUGUGUCCACCAAAUUCCAAGGUCUAAGUGGCAUGAUGGAGUUCAAGAAUGGCAUGCUAUCACAACAACCAACCUUUCAAAUCAUUAAUGUGUUUGGCAGAAGCUACAGCGAGAUUGCAUUCUGGUCACCAAGCUUCGGUUUCUCAGACGACAUGAACAAACACCUUGAUAUGAAGGAGAGGACUAAUCACAAUUAUGUUCAAGUUUUGGGUCCAAUCAACUGGCCAGGUGGUAUACAAGCAGCUCCAAAGGGGUGGAGUACUCUUGUCGAUGGAGAGAGACCGUUGAAGAUAGGGAUUCCGGCAAGGGGUGCCUUCAAUCAAUUUGUGAAAGUAACGUAUGACCAGGACAAGAAUCAGACACACAUCUCAGGGUUUUCAAUUGAUAUGUUUGAAGCAGCUGUGAAAAACCUGCCUUAUCAGUUGCCUUAUGUGUUUGUUCCCUUCAAUGGCUCAUAUGAUGAAUUGGUGGAACAGGUCUACUACAAGGGCUUGGAUGCAGCUGUUGGUGAUAUAGAAGUCAUAGCUGACCGGUAUCAUUAUGUUGAGUUCUCACAACCAUACAUAAGCUCUGGACUUCAGAUGGUAGUCACUGUAAAGCCAGAUAAGCUGAAGGAAAAAUGGAUGUUCAUGAAUGCCUUCAGCAAAAGCAUGUGGUUGCUCAUGAUCACUACACACCUUUCUGUAUGCUUUGUUGUCUGGUUUAUUGAAUGUGAACAUGGGCAAAACUUUGAAUUAGAGGGUAUUGGGGCCAUCCUGUGGUUCUCUGUCACCGUCUUAUUCUUCGUGCAAAGAGAACGAGUUCAGAGUAAUUGGGCUCGGCUGGUGCUGGCUCCAUGGUUAGUAGUGAUUCUAGUAGUAACAGCCACUUUCACAGCGAGCCUCACUUCCAUGAUGACCAUCUCUCGAGUCCAGCCAUCUGUGCUCAAUGUGGAAACACUUAAGAAAGAAAAUGGAACUGUUGGAUGUAAUGGCAACUCUUUUAUUAUUAGGUACCUGAUCAAUGUUCUAGCGUUCAGACCAGAAAACAUCAAGAGAAUUUCCUCCAUAAGUGACUACCCAAAGGCCUUCCAGAAUGGAGAUAUUCAAGCAGCUUUCUUUGUCGCCCCCCAUGCUAAAGUCUUCCUGGCAUGUUACUGCAAGGGCUAUAUGAAGACAGGUCCUAUAUACAAGCCUAGCGGCUUUGCAUUUGCUUUUCCAAAGGGGUCUCCUCUGGCCAUUGAAAUGUCAAAGGCAAUCCUGCAUGUAAAUGAGAAGAAGCAAGUAGAGCUAUUAGAAAAACAAAUGCUCUCCUCCUUUAACUGCUCCCCUGCACUGAACUUGAAAGAUGGUCCAAUUGGUUAUGAGCCCUUUUCCGGCCUAUUUCUAAUUUCAGGUUUGGUUUGUGCAUUUGCCCUAUUGGUCACGAGUGGGCGUAUGGCCGGUAGACAUCUGCAGAAUAUGUGCAGCAUACGAGCAAUACUGACGAAAACAGGAAUUCUGAGAUGGGCUUUUAUGUACUUAAUUCAGAGCUGCAGAAAAUCUCAAAAGCAUUGCUCCACAACCUCCAUCCUGGAAACUUGA
Rosa chinensis is the source of this 2541-nucleotide messenger RNA. Its product is annotated as glutamate receptor 2.9. The transcript is spliced from 5 exons. Gene Ontology annotation, cellular component: plasma membrane. The coding region runs from base 16 to 2541 and encodes 841 amino acids. The record is from RefSeq and is a predicted model, not a curated record. Gene Ontology annotation, molecular function: ligand-gated monoatomic ion channel activity; signaling receptor activity. NCBI's taxonomy places the organism in Eukaryota, Viridiplantae, Streptophyta, Magnoliopsida, Rosales, Rosaceae.